Messenger RNA from Acanthosepion pharaonis, 3837 nucleotides. The record is from the annotation of a GenBank genome assembly. Lineage: Eukaryota; Metazoa; Mollusca; Cephalopoda; Sepiida; Sepiidae.
AUGAAACUACUCUUGCAUUCUUUCUUAAUGCUUAUCUUAUGUCAAAUAUUAUUUUCUGCUAUCUAUCUAUCUAUCUAUCUAUCUAUCUAUCUAUAUCUAUAUAAUAACUCUCCCAUCACAUCAUCAUUCCUUUUACUUUUUCUUUCCCAAUUUUGUUACUCCCUCUGCCCAACUUUAACUCUUCUCUUUUCUUCUUUAGUCUUUCAUGAUUCUCUCUUUAUUAUUUCCUCCCCUCCUCAUCUUUUAUCAGCAAUUUUUUUUUUAUUUCAAACCUCCAUAUUUCUUUUUUCUUCAGUUUUCCCUGUAAAUUCUGUUUGUUUUCUAUUUGUAUCUUUUUCUUUUUUUGAUUUACUUUAUUUUUUCUAUAUUUUCCUUUAUUCUUUCAUAUUCUUCAUUAUUCAUUUCUCUUUCUCUAACCCUCAUUCUCUUUAUUUUUUCUUCUUGCUACCACUUCUUUUCUGUUUCACUGCUUUUUCUAUCACUUUUUCUCUUCUGAUUUUAUUCCAUUUGUUUCUUGAUUUUUUUUUCUGUUUUUUUGUUUGCUAUUUUUAUACACUGAUUCAUUCUUUCUUUCAUCAUUCUUUCUUGCAUUCUGUCUUUUUUUCUUUCUUUCUUUCAUGCAUUCUGUAUUUUUUCUUUCUUUUUUUUUUCAUGCAUUCUGUCUUUUUUUUUUUUUUCUUUCAUGCAUUCUGUCUUUUUUUUCUUUCUUUUCUGUCUUUUUUUCUUUCUUUCUUCUUGCAUUCUGUCUUUUUUUUCUUUCUUUUCUUGCAUUCUGUCUUUUUUUCUUUCUUUCUUUCUUUCAUGCAUUGUCUUUUUUUUUUCUUUCUUUCUUUCAUGCAUUGUCUUUUUUCUUUCUUUCUUUCUUUUCUUUCUUUCUUGUCUUUUUCUUUUUUUUCUUUUUUCUUUCAUGCAUUCUGUCUUUUUUUUUUUUUCUUUUUUCUUUCUUUCAUGCAUUCUGUCUUUUUUUUUUUUUUUUCUUUCUUUUUUCAUGCAUUCUGUCUUUUUUUUUUCUUUCUUUCUUUCAUGCAUUCUGUCUUUUUUUUCUUUCUUUCUUUCAUGCAUUCUGUCUUUCUUUCUUUUUUUUUUUUCUUUUUCUUUCUUGCAUUCUGUCUUUUUUUUUCUUUCUUUCUCUCUUUCAUGCAUUCUGUCUUUUUUUCUUUUUUUUUCUUCUUUCUUUCAUGCAUUCUGUCUUUUUUUCUUUCUUUCUUUCUUUCAUGCAUUCUGUCUUUUUUCUUUCUUUCUUUCAUGCAUUCUGUCUUUUUCUUUCUUUCUUUCAUGCAUUCUGUCUUUUUUCUUUCUUUUUCUUUCAUGCAUUCUGUCUUUUUUUCUUUCUUUCUUUCUUUCAUGCAUUCUGUCUUUUUUCUUUCUUUCUUUCUUUCUUUCAUGCAUUCUGUCUUUUUUCUUUCUUUCUUUCUUUCUUUUUUCUUUCUUUCUUUCUCUCUUUCAUUCUGUCUUUUUUCUUUUUUUCUUUCUUUCUUUCUUUCAUGCAUUCUGUCUUUUUUCUUUCUUUCUUUCUUUCAUGCAUUCUGUCUUUUUUCUUUCUUUCUUUCAUGCAUUCUGUCUUUUUUCUUUCUUUCUUUCUUUCAUGCAUUCUGUCUUUUUCCUUCUUUCUUUCUUUCUUUCAUGCAUUCUGUCUUUUUUCUUUCUUUUUUCUUGCAUUCUGUCUUUUUUCUUUUUUCUUUUUUUUUUUUCUUUUCUUUCAUGCAUUCUGUCUUUUUUUUCUUUCUUUCUUUCUUUCUUUCAUUUUUCUGUCUUUUUUCUUUUUUCUUUUCUUUUCUUUUUUUUCUUUCUUUCAUGCAUUCUGUCUUUUUUUUUCUUUCUUUUCAUUCUGUCUUUUUUUCUUUCUUUUUCUUUGUCUUUUUUUCUUUCUUUCUUUUUCAUGCAUUCUGUCUUUUUUCUUUCUUUCUUUCUUUCAUGCAUUCUGUCUUUUUCUUUUUUUUUUUUUUCUGUUUUUUUUUUCUUUUUCAUUUCUGUCUUUUUUUUCUUUCUUUCUUUCUUUCAUGCAUUCUGUCUUUUUUCUUUUUUUCUUCUGUCUUUUUUUUUUCUUUUCUUUUCAUUCUGUCUUCUGUCUUUUUUUCUUUCUUUCUUUCUUUCAUGCAUUCUGUCUUUUUCUUUUUUUUCUUUCUUUCUUUCUUUCAUACAUUCUGUCUUUUUUCUUUCUUUCUUUUUUCAUGCAUUCUGUCUUUUUUCUUUCUUUUCUUUCUUUCAUGCAUUCUGUCUUUUUUUUCUUUCUUUUCUUUCUUGCAUUCUGUCUUUUUUUCUUUUUUCAUUUCUUUUUUUUUUUUCUCUUUUUUUUUUUCUUUCAUGCAUUCUGUCUUUUUUCUUUCUUUCUUUCUUUCUUUCAUGCAUUCUGUCUUUUUUCUUUCUUUCUUUCUUUCUUUCUUUCUUUCUUUCAUGCAUUCUGUCUUUUUUCUUUCUUUCUUUCAUGCAUUCUGUCUUUUUUCUUUCUUUCUUUCUUUCUUCUGUCUUUUUUCUUUCUUUUUUGCAUUCUGUCUUUUUUUCUUUCUUUUCUUUCUUUCUGUCUUUUUCUUUCUUUCUUGCAUUCUGUCUUUUUCUUUCUUUCUUUUUCUUUUUUUCUUUCUUUCUUGCAUUCUGUCUUUUUUCUUUUCUUUUCUUUCUUUCAUGCAUUCUGUCUUUUUUUUUUUUCUUUCUUUCUGUCUUUUUUUUUCUUUCUUUCUUUCUUUUUGCAUUCUUUCUUUUUUUUCUUCUUUCUUUCUUUCUUUCAUGCAUUCUGUCUUUUUUCUUUCUUUUUCUUUCUUUUUCUUUCAUGCAUUCUGUCUUUUUUUUCUUUCUUUCUUUUUCUGUCUUUUUCUUUCUUUCUUGCAUUCUGUCUUUUCUUUCUUUCUUUCUUUUUUUUUUUUCUUUCUUUGCAUUCUGUAUUUUUUCUUUCUUUCUUUCUUUCAUGCAUUCUGUCUUUUUUCUUUCUUUCUUUCUUGCAUUCUGUCUUUUUUCUUUUUUUCUUGCAUUCUGUCUUUUUUCUUUUUUUCUUGCAUUCUGUCUUUUUUUUUUCUUUCUUACAUUCUGUCUUUUUUCUUUCUUUCUUGCAUUCUGUCUUUUUUCUUUCUUUCUUGCAUUCUGUCUUUUUUCUUUCUUUCUUUCUUUCUUUCUUUCUUUCAUGCAUUCUGUCUUUUUUCUUUCUUUCUUUCUUGCAUUCUGUCUUUUUUCUUUCUUUCUUUCUUUCAUGCAUUCUGUCUUUUUUCUUUCUUUCUUUCUUUCUUUAUUGCAUUCUGUCUUUUUCUUUCUUUUCUUUUCUUUCAUGCAUUCUGUUUUUUUCUUUCUUUCUUUCUUUCAUUCUUUCAUUUUUUUUUUUUUUUUCUUUUCUUUCUUUCAUGCAUUCUGUCUUUUUUUUUUUUUUUCUUUCUUUCUUUCUUGCAUUCUGUCUUUUUUUUCUUUUUUCUUUCUGUCUUUUUUUUUCUUUCUUUCAUGCAUUCUGUCUUUUUUUCUUUUCUUUCUUUUCAUGCAUUCUGUCUUUUUUUUUUUUCUUUCUUUUUUUCUUUUCUUGCAUUCUGUCUUUUUUCUUUCUUUCUUGCAUUCUGUAUUUUUUCUUUCUUUCUUUCUUUCAUGCAUUCUGUCUUUUUUCUUUCUUUCUUUCUUGCAUUCUGUCUUUUUUCUUUCUUUCUUGCAUUCUGUCUUUUUUCUUUCUUUCAUGCAUUCUGUCUUUUUUUUCUUUCUUUUCUUUCUUGCAUUCUGUCUUUUUUUUUCUUUUUUUUUCUUUCUUUUUUCUUUCUUUCAUGCAUUCUGUCUUUUUUCUUUCUUUCUUUCAUGCAUUCUGUCUUUUUUUUUCUUUCUUUCAUUCAUUCAUUCAUUCAUUCAUUCAAUUCCCCUGAGCUUACCUGA